This is a messenger RNA of Aphis gossypii (cotton aphid), 1469 nucleotides long. RefSeq lists its product as uncharacterized. The record is from RefSeq and is a predicted model, not a curated record. Lineage: Eukaryota; Metazoa; Arthropoda; Insecta; Hemiptera; Aphididae. Gene Ontology annotation, cellular component: extracellular region. The transcript has 4 exons. The coding region runs from base 280 to 1455 and encodes 391 amino acids.
UUAUUAUAAAUUAACGGGUGAUUCACAGUUUACAUGUGCCCAAAUUCACUACUAAUUUUUAUAAGGUAUACCUAUAAUAGAUACCGUAAUAUUAUUAUAUAAUAUGUAACUAAGAUUCAAAUAAACAUUUUUUAAUAACAUCGUUGGAAAUUUAGUUAAUCAGAUUAAUAUAAUCCAUGUAACCAAAGCAACAUAAAGUAAUCAUAAUAUUUUUCAAAAUAUAUAAAAAACGAUGUGUUCAAUUAGCAUGUAUUUUAUAUUGAAAUUAAUAAUAAUAUUAUGAAACUUUAUUUUGGUUUAUUUAUAAUGUGUUAUACCAAUAUCUAUGUUUUUUCUGAAAAUGUUGUACAAAAUGUUACAGCUAUUUUAAAACCAUACAUGUUGAAUGGACAUUAUAUUGAUUGGCCAAAUAAAAAAGUGGAAGCCAAUUAUUUACACGAUAAACGCUGUAUACCAAAAAAUAUAAUUUUCACAAGGUUUCAAAUUUGUGGAAAUCAAGUGAUUUUAGUUUCACCACGUUACAAGGAAGGUGUGCCAUUCACGUUGAGUCAAUUAAUGCUCAACGAUAAAGAUCAAUGUUUCAACUAUGUGCGACCGUUUCCUAGUUUAGAGAAGAAUACCGCAGACGAAAAUAAAUCCAUUGUAAAUGCCAUAGACAUAUACAUGGGUCAAAACGGUAUAGUUUGGGUAUUGGAUAUAGGAAUUAUAAAUACUUUAGAAGAAACUCCUAAGAGAGAAUCCGAAGCUAAAAUAUUAGGGAUUGACUAUGGAGAUGGACGAAUAGUACAUAGAAUACCACUAAGACCGUUAAUAUGUCGCACGCGCAGUCGACUACAAUACAUAGUUGUUGAAUAUGAUAAUGUAAACAAUGAUAAACCAAUUAUUUAUAUCGGAGACGGAGGAACUCGUUCAAUUAUUGUGUGGAACGUACAAGUUAACGAAGGCUACCGAGUAAAAUUGCCAUAUUCUUCAACUACAACGUGCACAGAUUUUUCUACAGAAGAUGUGUUUUACCUAGUUUUGAUAGAAAAUUUUAAUUCCAAUUACAUAUAUUUCACCUAUUUGUCGAGCUCAGAUAUGUUUAAAGUACGCACCAAAGACUUACAAAAAAAGAUAAAUCCAAAAUGUAUAAUCGAUGUUGGACGAAAGCCUUGCAAAAUGGUUGUUUUAGGCGCUGCAUAUGGGUCAGUAAUGUACUUCCGAAUAAAAGGAUUGAACCAUUUAUAUAGUUGGGACACAAAAGAAAGUUUUUUAGAAGAAAACAUGAAAAUAGUAAAGAAAAGUGUAGACUGCCGUACAAUAACACAUAUAGAUGUUGACAAUGAUGGUGUUUUGUGGAAAUUAGAGAGUAACUUUGAAGAUUACGUAGUUAACACGGUAGGAUGUUAUGGUGCAAGUAUAAUGCUCUCACCUAUAGUUGGAAAAUCUGUACCUCCACAGCAGAAUAAAAAUUAACUGACCGAUUUAUA